Penicillium pulvis is the source of this 1866-nucleotide messenger RNA. RefSeq names its product fungal specific transcription factor domain-containing protein. Lineage: Eukaryota; Fungi; Ascomycota; Eurotiomycetes; Eurotiales; Aspergillaceae. Gene Ontology annotation, cellular component: nucleus. Gene Ontology annotation, molecular function: DNA-binding transcription factor activity, RNA polymerase II-specific; zinc ion binding; RNA polymerase II cis-regulatory region sequence-specific DNA binding. The record is from RefSeq and is a predicted model, not a curated record. The transcript has a single exon. Gene Ontology annotation, biological process: DNA-templated transcription; positive regulation of transcription from RNA polymerase II promoter by galactose. The coding region runs from base 1 to 1866 and encodes 621 amino acids.
AUGAUUAUUGCCAAUCAUGGUCGCGUGAAGUUAGACGAGUGCCUCGAGUUGCUCAAUCGUCCGGCGUAUGUCUUCGCCAAGAUCGAUGCCUUCUUUGCCGAUUCCAGGAUCAUGUCGCGCACUUCCCCCAACGGAGCAUUAGUGGAUCUCAAAACUUCCUAUCCGGGUCCAUUUCCUGAUCUGCCGCAUAUCAUAGCAUCGUCAGACAGCCAACCCUCUUGCAAUGAGCAUUUGACCGAGGACCAACAAACAUACUUCCUGAGACUGUUUUGGGAAGCCUACCAUCCGCUCUUGCAAGCUUGGGAUGAAGCAGAAUUCCAAUCGCUAUUAGACCUGGACCGGCGACAAGCUUUCGAGGUUGGGAAGCUGACCAAAGCCUUGGCAAAUUGUAUGACCGCACUAGGAAUCCAAUAUGGCCAUGGGGCGGGUCUGACCUCCCGAAUCCUGAGUUUGCGCCGUUGUGCGGUCAACAUCUCGUGGAUAGGGUACGAAUAUUUCCGUCACUGCCGCGAUUACAUCGCCCUUCAGACCGAGCCCACACUACUAUCAAUGCAAUGUUAUGCUCUGAUGUCUUUGUAUCUCAUGAACGCAAGCAAUUUCAGAGAGGCCUACAGCCUGCUUGGCACCGCCAUCCGCCACAGCCAUUGUGUCAAUCUCCACGAGGAGCCCAGCGGGCGUCUUCAGCCGAAAGAGAGAAUAGCGCAGAGACAGAUUUGGUGGUUGCUCUUCAUGCUCGAUAUAAAAUGUUCCCAGCAGCUUGGGAAGCCAGUUGCUGUACAGACCGCUACGAUCACGUGUGCUUUGCCAUCAGCCGAUGAACUAGCUGCGAUGCCGGGAAACACCGAGGUCUGUUGGAAGAACCUGCACGUCUCGACCUAUUUGAUUCAUGCAAUUAAGUUCGCAACGUCUCUUGCCGAGAUCCAUCGACUUAUUUCCACGUCGAAAUUAUACGAGGAUGCCAGCAAUGUCACAACGUUAGAAGAGCGAGCCAACUUGCUAGGAACAUCGCUUGCUUGUCUAGAGAAAUGGAGCAAUGAGCUGCCGGAUGACCUUCUUAGCCCCAGGAAACAUACGGGCUACACGGAUUCUAUGUCCACGGCGGAGAGUCCAAUCGUGUUGGAGCUAGGAGCACCCAGUUGGCUCCACCACCAAAGGGUCAUACUUGAAGUAAACUAUCAUAAUGCAUAUAUCAUGCUUCAGCGGCCAUUUAUCUGUUUUUCACAACCUUCCAACUCUUCUCGUGUUCAACAGCCCCACGCAGACCUCCAUGCUCGCAGCUCGCUCCAGCACGCCAUAACAAUGACAAUCAUUGUCCACGACCUUUGCUCUUCUUCCGACGUUUUCUUCGGCUCCCCCACAGUUCUGCAUCCGUUGUGGAAUGCUACGGUUACCAUUCUUGGAUUCGUUUUAGCGAACCCAUUCUCUUCGCGAUCACGUAGGGCAAUACAGUGGGUUUUCAAAGCAUUGGCUGUAUUCGAGGUCUUCGCAGCAACCGAACCUUUCGCUGCUCGAGCUGAGACUAUAACGAGAUCACUUGUCGCUAAAUUGAAUAGCACGUUGACCAACUUGGAUGAAAAGUCGGACCAGAGGAAUCACGGCAGAAUGACCCUGGGAGUGACCCUGCCUCCAUCACCCGAUACAACAUCAACUACGCCAUCGGUAGACCCAGCUGAUGUGCUGACGGGAUCUCUCGGGGCAGGAGGCUUGGAGCACACUUUUGAUAAUACAUUCUUCACGGACGACAGCAUUUACUCGCCAAUUGGAGCAGUUGGAAUCAACACAUGGGCAGCCUAUCAAGAGCAGCUCGACAUAUGGAAUGGCAGCCACUCAGAUGGAGUUCUUGACGCAAUGCAUGUACUGGAAUAG